AUGUAUUUAAACAAUUCUGCGGUUUUAGAAGAACUUGACUUCCUCCCGGGAUUUACGAUCCCGGUGAUUAUCUUGCUUGCCUUCGAAAUAAUCCUUGGUAUUGCGUCGAGUUGCGCAGUCCUACUAAUCUACUGGAACAAACGACAUAUCCGAAGUGUUGCUACGAAGUUCAUAGCAAAUCUUGCUUUAAUUGACUUGGUUAUCUGUUGUGUCUGUAUUCCUUUCACUGUCGCUCUGUUAGUGGUAUUUCCACGGAAUUCAGCGAUAUUAUGCUGUUGUCACGAGGCUGUAACUUCAGCUUUACGAAACGCUUCAAUUAUAACUCUUCUCUUGAUUUGUUACGACCGAUACAAGUCUGUUACAAAUCCCUUUGUGUUAAGACUCAGCCACCGUAAAGCCAAGCGUGCUUUAUUUCUGGUCUGGUCAAUCACUUUUGCAAGUCUCGCAAUCCCGUUUGCUGAGUGGAACAGAGCUUCAAGUUUCCAUUCUAGGAUUUCAGCUUGUAUUACACUUUUCAGCCGAGAACACAAUCCAUUUUACUUUCGACUUUACUAUUUGCCUUUGUUUAUUUUAGCGUGUAUGAUUCUUCUACCUGCGUACUUGCGUAUUUCCGAAGCGGCGUUUUCUAGGGUUCACAUUCAAGCCAUACUAAUGGCAAAAACCUCACUCGUUGUCCCUGCAUCAACGGCUGCCCAGAGAUGGAAUGCUUCAGCGAUUCGACAAAAAGAAUGGAAAAUCGCUAAGAUGACUGGAGCUGUUGUGUGUUCUAUUUGUGGCUUAUGGUUGCCAUACACGACUUUAACAUUCGCUAUGUAUUUCUUAAAGCCCUCUAAUCACCUCGCUCGUUUAGAGUUUGCGUUUUUAACUUUCGGCUAUUUUAACUGCGUCUUAAACCCUCUUCUGUACGCCUUUACGAAGGAAAAAUUCCGCACUGCUUUUCUCAGGACUUUACCUUUCAAGAAAUAG
Porites evermanni is the source of this 966-nucleotide messenger RNA. The record is from the annotation of a GenBank genome assembly. NCBI's taxonomy places the organism in Eukaryota, Metazoa, Cnidaria, Anthozoa, Scleractinia, Poritidae.